Molecule: messenger RNA, 3215 nt
Organism: Protopterus annectens (West African lungfish)
Lineage: Eukaryota; Metazoa; Chordata; Ceratodontiformes; Protopteridae
Product: C-C chemokine receptor type 4-like
Exons: 1
Coding region: 504-1589 (361 amino acids)
Biological process (GO): immune response; chemotaxis; G protein-coupled receptor signaling pathway
Cellular component (GO): membrane
Molecular function (GO): chemokine receptor activity
Source: RefSeq, a predicted model, not a curated record
AAUAAAAAACAUCAUCAGCAUCAUCACCAACAACAAAAACAUAAUCAUCAUCACCACCACCAACAAAAACAAAAAAGUGCUACCAGAAGAGAAUCCUCCAUCCUGAAUUCAGCUUCAGUGGUCCUGAAACAGAGCCCCCUUUUCUCUCCUUAAAUUACAGCACAUUUUUCCAUCUCCUCCUCUUUAUUUGCAUCCUUUUACUGUGACUUGCUAGAAGUACUGCUGGAAUUUGUCGAGUAGCAGGAAGACUGCAAUGGACUGACACCCAAUGCAUGAUUUCUAUUCUGUCUUAUGUUUACAUUGUGCCAGGAUAGGCUGUCAUUCACCUGCGACCUACUAAACAGAGAACAGGUAAUGGAAAGGGAAGGAAGGACAUUGAGAUGUUGAGAAAUAUCAAAGAUCACAUCAGAUGGAAAUAAAAGAUCAGAGCAGCCCCUUUCUUUCUAAUAACAGUAUUCUCUUUACGUUUCAGACAAAAAAUGAGUAUAUGAAAUGUAAAUAAAAUGGCACCACAUGACAAUGACACAGACAACACAAACUUUAACUAUGAUUACUCAGGAUACUAUGGCUUGAACAAUACUUCAGAUUCAUCUCCAUGUGAUAAUCAAAACAUUAAAAUAUUUGGUUCUGUGUUCCUGCCUGCACUCUACUCAAUUGUAUUUUUGUUGGGGCUAAUUGGAAACAUUUUAGUUAUUGCUGUGAUAUUGUCUAAAUGUAAAAAAUUGAAAAGCAUGACUGACAUGUAUCUUCUGAAUCUGGCAUUGUCAGAUCUGCUCUUUGUUUUGUCCCUUCCAUUUUUAGCUUACUAUGCCGCUGAUGAGUGGGUCUUUGGAAGCACAAUGUGCCAUUUAGUUACUUUGCUUUACCUCUUUGGUUAUUACAGUGGCAUAUUUUUCAUAACCCUAAUGAGUAUUGACAGAUAUUUAGCAGUGGUCCAUGCUAUAUUUGCAUUAAGAGCAAGGAGCAUUACCUAUGGGAUUAUUGCAAGUUUAGUUGUUUGGUGCGUAGCUUUUUUAGCUACCCUUCCUCAAUUAUUACUUAGUGAAGUACAGACUGACAGUGCCAAUAAGAUAUGCAGGCCAACAUUUUCCAGUCAAGAAUGGAAACUUUUCUUAAAUCUAGAAGUUAUUGUUUUAGGAUUUAUCUGCCCUAUGAUAAUAAUGGGUUACUGCUAUACAUAUAGUUUAAUUACAUUAAUCAAAAGUAGAAAUGCAAACAAGAAAAAAGCCAUAAAGCUUGUGUUUAUUGUUAUGAUUAUAUUUCAAGUCUUCUGGGCACCCUACAAUUUUCUCAUUUUUUUAGAUACAUUAUUGCAGCUAAAAGUUCUUGAUGGUUGUGCAACAAGUCAAGGGAUAAUGUACACAACACAGGUGACAGAAACCAUUGCAUUUUCUCAUUGUUGCCUUAACCCAUUCCUCUAUGCAUUUGUGGGUGAGAAAUUCCAAAUGCAUCUCUGUGAAAUGUUGCAAAAAAUGUUAAAUGUACCACUUUGCAAAAGCAUUAGAAUUUGUAAAAGGCACCUUUCUGAUCACAGAAGUUCAGUCCAUACUCAAUCAACAGGAUCAUCAGACCAAGCCAUAAUUUUGUAAGACGCAGUAUAUUACAGGAAUUGUGAUUUUUUUCACCAGUAGUGUCAUCGGCAACACUGCACAUCCACCUGUGGCUCUGCUGAGCUGGGUUUGAUAUUAGUAGGGAAGCUGAUUCAUAGAGACUGCAUGCCUUGCCUUCAGGCAGAUUGUAGGGACAUCUCACCCACUGGAUUAGUGGGCAUAUGAUUCAUGAGCACCAUCAUAUGCUUUACAGUAAAUGAGCUAUAGCCUGCCAAGAGAAAUGUGUGGUAUAAUGAAUACUGUCAUAUCUGCAGGGCAUUGUGUGGUUCCACAAAUGGAUCAUAGUGGUGGGGCAGUGUAACUGCCCUUCCUGCUUUUACAGGUAUGGUCUGCACCUUUUUCUUCAAUGCUUUCAUAUAUUGGCCAAGACAUGCAAGGCACAUAGUGCCUUUUUUAGGCAAUGCAAACCUGCACCAUCUGCCAACCUGUUGAAACCUAAUCAGGGCAGUAUAAAAGCAGUGCUGCUCAGUGAUAGAAACCUUAAAAAGAAGCUGCCUGCCUAGAAGCCUGACUGACCCCAUAAGUUAUUUACACCUGUGUCAUUACAUGAAACAAUGUUCUAAUGCAGUGACAACACACCUUUCCUAUCAGGGUUCAGUACUCAUCACUCAUUCAGACUAUCUACUGAAGAUGUUUCUGUAACCUGUAGUGGUGUAUCCAUAUUCCUCAUCCUUGCCUUAAGGUCCAGUCUUAUCUAGUUAGGUAACAACCGUGAACUACUUCAUAUCUUAGUAACUAUAUAAGACUCAUUAACACAUUUUGGCUGACUAUAGAACUCCAUCCAUAACACCGUCAACACAUCAGGCAUAUCUAAAUAAGCAUGAAUCCCUCUGCAUUGAGUCAAACACUAUUUUUAUUCUAAGGGAGUUCAGUUAUCUUUCUAUAAAUUAGAAUAUUCACAUGACUAUGAAUAAAUACACUUGAUGCUUCCUACAGCUGAUGCUUCCUACAGCUGAGCUAACCAGUCCAGACUGUGCACUCCCCUACUGGAGGUCAAAUGUAUUGGAUUUGGUCAUUACAAACCUUCCACCGCUGUUGGGGAUCCCUGUACCAACCCAUGUGUGAGACUUUCCCUGGUAAACUCCGAUCAAUAAUCAAUCUUAUUCGACACAACGAUCAUACCUGACCCUGCACCAGAGGAAGAAGGUUGAAAAUUUCUCCAAAGCAAGCUAUAGCCUCCUAAGUGAUGGUAUAAAUAGUUUCAAACCCCCUGUCACCACUGACAGCAAUGACUCCUAUAAUGAGGUGUUCACAAAUGCCCUGUAUAAACCUAUACAAAUGUAUAGACUUAACCAUACCUGGAUGGAUCAAAAAAGGUCCUCACAAAAAACAAGCCACUCUGGUGGACAUCUAGCAUAAAUAGAUUUUACAACAAGAGAAAGCAACUGCUGUCAAUGAAUAAGAGGGAAUAGUCUCAGCAGAAGAAGAACACCUUCCACAGCUUGAACAAGAAAAUUCGACAUCUACAGUCCUCUAAAGCUAAUUACAAAACUAAGUUAGCAUUUCUAGCUAAGGAUAACCACAAGAAAUUCUUUAGCUACAACCAAAAUCUAAAAGGGAAAGCCCAGCUUUGAGCCGAAUUAGUAGUGGAUGGUACUACUUCUA